CUGUGGGCUGCAGGAGGCUGACGGCACAGGAAGAAGCCACACAGCCACCCCUCUUCUACAGCCAGGAUGGGUCUGAGGGUGGCUCAGACAGGUUUUGUGGCCCUGGUGCUGCUCCAGAGCUGUGCUGCCUACAAGCUGGUUUGCUACUAUACCAGCUGGUCUCAGUACCGGGAGGGUGAUGGGAGCUGCUUCCCAGAUGCCAUCGACCCCUUCCUCUGCACCCACAUCAUCUACAGCUUUGCCAACAUAAGCAACAAUGAGAUUGACACCUUGGAGUGGAAUGAUGUGACGCUCUAUGACACACUGAACACACUCAAGAACAGGAACCCCAACCUGAAGACCCUCCUGUCUGUUGGAGGAUGGAACUUUGGUUCUCAAAGAUUUUCCAAAAUAGCCUCCAACACUCAGAGUCGCAGGACUUUCAUCAAGUCGGUGCCACCAUUCCUGCGGACCCAUGGCUUUGAUGGACUGGACCUAGCCUGGAUCUUCCCUGGGCGGAGAGACAAGCGGCAUCUCACCACUCUAGUCAAGGAGAUGAAGGCUGAGUUUGUAAGGGAAGCCCUGCCUGGAACAGAGCGGCUUCUGCUCAGCGGAGCGGUGUCUGCAGGGAAGGUCGCCAUUGACAGAGGCUAUGACAUCGCCCAGAUAUCUCAACACCUGGACUUCAUCAGCCUUUUGACCUAUGACUUCCACGGUGCCUGGCGCCAAACUACAGGACACCACAGUCCCCUGUUCCGAGGCCAGGGGGAUGCAAGUUCCGACAGAUUCAGCAAUGCAGACUAUGCUGUGAGCUAUGUGCUGAGGCUGGGGGCCCCAGCCAAUAAGCUGGUGAUGGGUAUCCCCACUUUUGGGAGGAGCUUCACUUUGGCCUCUUCCAAGACAGACGUGGGAGCCCCGGCAUCAGGGCCAGGAAUACCAGGCCGGUUCACCAAGGAGAAAGGGAUCCUUGCCUACUAUGAGAUCUGUGACUUCCUCCAAGGAGCCACAGUCCGUAGACCCCUUGGCCAGCAGGUCCCCUAUGCCACCAAGGGCAACCAGUGGGUGGGGUAUGAUGACCAGGAGAGCGUCAAAAACAAGGCAAAGUACCUGAAGAGCAGGCAGCUGGCUGGUGCUAUGGUGUGGACCCUGGACUUGGAUGACUUUCGGGGCAACUUCUGUGGGCAGAACCUACGCUUUCCUCUCACCAGUGCCAUCAAGGAUGUGCUUGCUGCGGCGUAGCCUCUGUCCUUGGCACAUGGCGGGGCAGGGAUGGCCCUUGCCCCUUGGCUCUCACUGGCUAGGAGUCGGAGUACCUGCCCUGAUGGGUCCCUUGCUGAGCCUCAGGCUCCCUCCCUGGGGCCCAUGCAGAGGCCACAGCUCUACCACCUGAGAGCAGCUCUAGUGGACAGGCAGGCAGGAGUGGUGCUGCAGGACCGGCACCAUGUAAGACAUGGGUCAGCACACACCUGCUGACUAGUGAGAAUGCCCAGGGACUCCAGGCUCCCCCCUCCAAGGAGAUUUCUUCAUCUCCCUUGCCCCCAGUCCUCCGUGCUAGGGGGCACCAUUUUGGCAAGCUCCACCACCACACAGCCAACCAUCUCACAAGAAGCAGCAGCCACACUAAUUAUAUCCUCUGCAAAGCCUGACUUGAAACUUUCACCCAGAAACAUACUCAUGGCCCCCUCCCACUUCCUUUCCUAAUUCUGCAGCUGCUCAAUAAAGCACCAGCGCUCAUCA
Sus scrofa (pig) is the source of this 1716-nucleotide messenger RNA. RefSeq names its product chitinase 3 like 1 (gene CHI3L1). Gene Ontology annotation, cellular component: extracellular region. NCBI's taxonomy places the organism in Eukaryota, Metazoa, Chordata, Mammalia, Artiodactyla, Suidae. Gene Ontology annotation, biological process: chitin catabolic process; carbohydrate metabolic process. The record is from RefSeq and is marked provisional. Gene Ontology annotation, molecular function: chitin binding.